UUUAUAGUUCUUUUUAUCUCUUGCAGGAUUUGAUGAUGAAAGGCCUAACUUGGACUCUUCGCUCUUACGCCUCCCGUUGUCAUGGCAACACAUGAAGUAAGCCCUCUCUCAACUGUUCCGUCCGAAACAUUCCAUCCAGCGACCUUUGCGAAGACAGCCGAAGAAAAGUCUUUUUACUAUUAUUUCGUGUCACCCAUGUCACACCUCUGUCAGCUGAUUUAUUGGAUCUUUAUACGAGAAAGUCCAAUAUUUGUCUUUUCCGGCUGAACAUCCAACGUGAGAUCAUUCCGUCCUUUACUGGUUCACCGAGAACAUUCAGUUGUAGGAAGAUUUUUUUUUCUUUCUGAGCUGGUAUUUUCUAAAAUGAUUUUGUUGUUGAUCUUUUAGAAGCGAUGUGUCAAACAUGUUUUUGGAUAGUUUGCGAACUGAACGGAUCGAAAUAUGUGUAGUUAAAUCCAUCCUGUUUGUUCGACUUAUCAAUGUUCCUAAAAAAGUGACUGCAAAUGCAAUUUUCGUUUGAAAAUGUGACUUGCUGAUCGUUUAACUGUGACAACGUGUGUUAGUGUUCCUGAUUAUUUUUUUUUAAGCUGUUUACAUGAACGAACCCUCUUAGUUGAAUGACCAUGGCCGAGCAUUCCGAGCUGAUUGUGGAGAUGAGUCAAAUUGAUAAAAUGAGCACGCAGGAGCGAUUGAAGCUGGCUAAGCGAAGACGCCUGCAACAGCUGAAGAAGUGGAGCCAGCGAGAGAAAGAAAGCAAUAAAAAAAGGACAGCAAAGACGGUGGUGCGAAAAAAUGAUUACAAGGUCCAUUUCGUGCCCAGUGUUAUGUUGCUCGAGGCAGCGGCCAGGAACGAUGUGGAUGAGGUGAAGCGGUUGUUGAUGUUGGGUGUAUCUCCAGAUUCCACCAAUGAAGAUGGUUUGACUGCCCUACAUCAGUGCUGUAUUGAUGACAGUGAAGAAAUGCUGAGGCUUCUCCUCGAAUUUGGUGCCAACGAGAAUGCAAAAGAUAGCGAGCAAUGGACUCCUCUUCAUGCUGCUGCUACUUGCGGACAUUUGCAUAUUGUGAAAUAUCUAAUAACCAAAGGAGCUGAUUUAUUGGCUGUGAAUGCUGAUGGAAAUAUGCCAUAUGACAUCUGUGAUGAUGAUUCAACCUUAGACUACAUUGAAAAUGAAAUGGCCAAGAAAGGUAUAACGCAAGAAAUGAUUGAUCAAACACGAGCGGCAACCGAGAACCGCAUGUUGGAAGACCUUAAAUAUUUAGUUUCUCAAGAGGAAUCUCUAAAUGCGAAGGACAAGAAUGGUGCAAGUUUUCUGCAUAUUGCUGCUGCCAAUGGUUAUCUAUCUGCUAUGGAGUUUCUUCUUGAAAACCAUGCAACCAUAGAUAUAUGUGAUGAUGAUCAGUGGCAACCCAUACAUGCAGCUGCCUGCUGGGGACAUCCUGAUGCUAUUGAAAUGCUUGUGCAAGCUGGAGCUGAUAUUAAUGCUAAAACAAAGAAUGGAGAAACACCAUAUGAAAUUUCAGAAGACAUCGAAGUAAGGGACAGGAUAAAUCAACUGAAAUAUGAAAUGGAGACAAAGAGAGGAUCACAAAGUAACAAGUUAAGGAGAACUCACAGCCAAAAUACUCGCAGUCAAUCCAUUCGAAGAACGAGCAUAAGGGACAAAGUCCAAAUUUCUCGGAGGGAAGCAAGAGAAGAAGCAAUGUUACGACAGGAGAAAGAAGGAAUUGUUCAAAUUAUAGAUGAUGAUCUCAUAAAAUGUUCUAUGGAAGCUCUAGACAAAAAUUCUCUGGUGGAUUCUGAUCUCGAUCCGACAGACAUCGACAUCACCUUCCUCCCGCUGGACGGAAAAGAUACGCUGCAGCGUUUCAGGGGCAAAUCUGCAUCCGAAGCUCUAGAACAAGGGGAACCUGUUAAACGUCCCAUCCCAGGCGACGCUACGAAUGACAAAACAGAGACUUGUGAAAUGGUCGGAAAAGAACGACCUCCCAAUAAUAGGUCUGAUUUGUAUACCGAAAAGUUGUCUCCGACUCAAACUAUGGUUGUGCAACAGAAGCCAGGACAGUCUGUGAAUGUCGAGAUUCAUGUCACUGUAAAUACCAGUCCUACCUACGGGUCUGGACUUGCAGACUUGAAAAAGCAGAGAAAUGACCAAAGAAGUAACUCUUUAGACAAUAAUGGAAAGUCUUUGUUACAAAAUGGCCAUUUCGCCAUCACCUCGUACGACCAACCGCCAUCUCCGAGUGUCCUUCCUCAAAAGUUCCGUGGAGAUCCGCUGGAAGUAGUUGGUGAAAAACGGAAGAAAAAAGGCUGUUGCCAUUUGAUGUAAAGUACUGAAAUAUUUUAUUAUUGUUGUAAUUAAAAAAAAUCAUGCAUUCCAUUUUGUAUGUUUGGAUCCUGAUGGUACAAUUUAAAUUGCUUUAGUAUUAAGAACUAUGUAUUUGUAAAUGUUUUCGACCCAAACUAUGUACUUUCACUUACCUUUUUUUAAAUAUUUUUAUAAUGAAAGGAAUAUUUUUCACUUGAAGAUCAUGUUUUUCUUAUUAUCUUUUUAAAUAUCUAAUUUGAAUACAAUAAAAAAUACCUUAUAACACGAAAAAUAAAUUUUUUUUAACUUCCAGAGCAAGAUUGGUAUUUUGUCCAAAAGAAAUAUAUAUUCUCCAGUACAUUAAACGAAACUGUAGAAUAAACUGAAAUUGAUCCUUGCACUUGUUUAACAAUAAAUAUUAUAAGAAUAACUUAAAUUGAAAAAAAUUAAACUUCAAAUGCACCAGAACGUUAGCUUUUCACAUCAUCUAAUUAUUUACGAUUUAUUUAUUUCAGUUUUAUUCAGAAUUUAAAAUCUAUAUAACAUAUUUAAGAAACGAUUCGAUUAUUAAAACUAAUAAUAAGAAUUCUAUGUGUGAUUUUUAGUGUAUGUUAGUAUGUGAUUGGUUAAAUUUAGUAGUAUUAAUAAAAUUUGAUUGUGAUAUUUUAACAGCUCUUUAUGCAAUUAUAAAAUAAGAU
Molecule: messenger RNA, 3004 nt
Organism: Parasteatoda tepidariorum (common house spider)
Lineage: Eukaryota; Metazoa; Arthropoda; Arachnida; Araneae; Theridiidae
Product: protein phosphatase 1 regulatory subunit 16A
Cellular component (GO): cytoplasm
Molecular function (GO): enzyme inhibitor activity; protein binding; myosin phosphatase regulator activity
Source: RefSeq, a predicted model, not a curated record